Haliotis rufescens (red abalone) is the source of this 1822-nucleotide messenger RNA. RefSeq lists its product as uncharacterized. Bases 170 to 697 code for a protein of 175 amino acids. Lineage: Eukaryota; Metazoa; Mollusca; Gastropoda; Lepetellida; Haliotidae. The transcript has 2 exons. The record is from RefSeq and is a predicted model, not a curated record.
UUCUUUCCUGAUUGAUUCAGCAGACAUAGUUCAGACAGUCAACAUCGUUCAGACAGUCGACAUAGUUCAGACACGUGACAAAGUUCAGACAGCUGACAUUGUUCAGACAGUCGACAUAGUUCAGACAGUCGAUAUAGUUCAGACAGCCGACAUAGUUAAGACAGCCAACAUGGUUCAGACAGCCGACAUAGUUCAGAGAGUCGACAUUGUUCAGACAGUUGACAUAGUUCAGACAGCCAACAUAGUUCAGACAGCUGACAUAGUUCAGACAGUCGACAUGGUUCAGACAGUCGACAUAGUUCAGACAGCCGACAUGGUUCAGACAGCGGACAUUGUUCAGACAGUCGACAUAAUGAAGACAGUCGACACGGUUCAGACAGUCGACAUAGCUCAGACAGUCGACAUAGUUCAUGCUGUCGACAUAGUUCAGACAGCUGACUUAUUUCAGACAGUAGACAUAGUUCAGACAGUCGACAUAAUUCAGACAGUCGACAUAGUUCAGACAGUCGACAUAAUUCAGACAGUCGACAUAGUUCAGACAGCCGACAUGGUUCAGACAGCCGACAUACUUGUACAGGCAUUAUUUCAUCGGACUAUAUCAAUUUACAAUGUACGACUACCGAUCAAUAGAGCUGCAUCUUCAUCGUGUGCUUCUGUUAUACAAGCCGGGACUGUUUCAAGCAGAAGUCUUCAAUAAGGAAAGGCAAGAAGUCCGGCUCCAAGGAGGAAACCAAGGCAUUUAUCAAGGAAGAAAAGGAGGCCGUCCCUUAACUUUUACCCUCAUCCUAAGAACUAAGCAUUUUUGUUUGGAGUUUACCUUACCUCUAUUCUUUGUAUGGUAUACUUGAUAGGUGAUGUUGAUAACGUUUUGAAAAUGUGAAGAUUUUGACAUUGAGGAUUUGAAAUAUCAAUUAAAUAUUUACAGUGGACCUUCUUUAAACGGGACUCUCCUUAAUCAACAUCUGUAAUGAGACAUUUGUAAUUUGUUCCUGGAGAAUUCAAGAAGUGAAUUAUCUGAACAUUUCUGCUUUUUGUAUGUUUAAUUUUCUAAUCCUCAUUUUCCAAGUAUGUUUUCCAAAAGGUAAUUCCUCUCUAUAGUGCCGUCAUAUAGCUGAGAUAUUGCUGAGUGCGGCGUAAAACACCAAACAGCCAACAACCUCUCUAUAAAUUGUUUGAUAGGCAUUACUAUACAUACUAUACAUGUAUUACUAUACAUCUCUAUAGUCAGGUUUAAUCUUUCUACUGGUUGUAUUUGAUAUUUUCUCUGUACCUUGGUAUUGACUAGAUAUCUUCAGUUACCGCUAUGGAAGGUACACUGUACACUUUUUUGGAUAAUCGGGAUCUAAACUGUUUUAAAACCCUGCCAUUUUUGUACACCCAGCUGUAUAUAUUUUGGAUUUGUGAAAUACAUCUAUCUAAAUGAAAGUCAUUUUGGGUAAUAUAUGUCUUAUAGUGCGUCCAUCAUGUUUUAUACUGAAUCGAUGUACAUGUAUUUGAAUAGUUACAUUAUCUGCAUCAAAUGUAUAAGUGUUGUUUAUAUUGUCUGUUUAGGAAUUCGAUGUAGGGUACUGCGUGUUCUCUUUACUUUGUGACCAUACGGAGACCACAUUGUAUUUUUAGUUUUAAUAAGCACCUUGUUAAUGCUUUACUCGGGUAUGUCACUUCCUUAUUCUUUCAUUGUCACUUUUUGGUACAGAUGCUGGAACUGGAUGAGAGUCCAUACGUCAACUACAUCUCUAUAGAUACUACAUCAUCUAAAUGCCGUUUGAAGAUAACUUUGCGUGUGUAAUGCCACGUUCGUUUGAUUUCAUUUCAUUUUAAA